UGUUCAUUGUAUUCAAUUGCGAAUGACGAUAGCAUGGCAGUGGCAUGGCGAAGCGGAUGGAAUAAGUGAAAGGAAACAGUAACUGGUUGUGUUUGUGUGCCCCAAAGCUGACUCAUUUUGUGUAGAGUGAGGUGCUUACAUUACUAUACGUUGGUAGGGGUGUCGGCAAGAUUGGGACAAUGGCUCUUGAAACGCUCACAGUGGCCAAAAAAGCAUGGUUUAAUUAAUUUUUUCACCAAUUUUUGAAUAAGUUCAUCGAACGAUUCAUCCGAAUGCCAGAAAGAAAAUUACGCAUGCGUGUGUUUAUGGAAAAUCCACUUUUGUUAUGAUGGUAAACUUCAAUUCUGUCUACUGUCAGUCAGCUGUAUGAACAAGUAUGAUGAACUAAUUAAAAGAAGGGUGUGUUUUGUGAUGUUGUGAAAUUAAUCGGGUGUGAAACAAUGUUUAGUGAAUGUGUUUUUGUUUUGUUUUUGAUAACUAUACCACAGUAUAUAGAUUCUGCCAACCGACUGAGCGAAUACAUCAGCCAUUAUGAACCUCUCGAUUACGAUACCAAAGAGGUCCACAGGAUGCACAGUAGGGCGAGGAGGUCAGUCAAUGAUAACAAUCUGGUGCAUGUGGAAUUUAAAGCACACAGUAAAUUUUUUCGACUGCGGUUGAAGAGGGAUCUCAGGGUCUUCGGGGAUUCCUUGGAAGUGCAUGAUGAAAAGGGAAAAAUUGUGGACGUUGACGCUAGCCAUAUUUAUCAUGGACACCUUGUGGGGGAAUCACAAACAGAUGUCUUCGGAUCAGUAAUCAAUGGAGUCUUUGAAGGCAGUAUCAUCACACCUAAAGGACAUUAUUUUGUAGAAAAAGCUCAUCACUAUUUCCCUUUAUCGAAACAUCCAAACCGGACAUUCCAUUCCGUGAUUUACCAUGAAGAUCAUAUGGACGAUCCCUAUUCUCACAAGCGCAAAGGACAUUCUGCAGGCUGUGGUAUCAAUGGAGAUGUUCUUCAGUGGAUGCAUAACAUUCAAAACUCAGCAGAAGAAUCUAACGACAUUCCAUCACAACAAUCGAACAAAUAUCCUGACACCCAAUAUCUAAGCAGCCCACUCAGUUCGAAUAAAAUUGAAGAACAAUCAAUACCUCCUCCUGAUAUAUUUUUGAACGAAGAAGAUGCAUUAAAUAAAUAUUCCAAGCAAGCCAAUACUCAAAAACAUAGACAUAAGAGAGCGACAGGAAGAGACUUCAAUAAAAAUACUUGUUCAUUGUAUAUACAGACUGAUCCAUUGAUUUGGAGACACAUAAGAGAACAAUUUCCUGAGCACGCCGACCCUAGAAAAGAACAUGAAGUGAAUGAAAAGACAAGAGAAGAGAUAUUAUCACUUAUUGCUCAUCACGUCACUGCCGUAAAUUAUAUUUAUCGAGACACUAGGUUUGAUGGACGCAAUGAGCAUCGUAACAUCAAAUUUGAAGUACAAAGAAUAAAGAUUGACGAUGAUUCCUCCUGCAAAUGUGCUAUGUGUGGAGAUAUGAAUCAAUUCUGCAUGGAAAACAUAGAUGUCAGUAAUUUCUUAAACAUACAUUCCUUAGGCAAUCACGAAGAUUUUUGCCUAGCUUAUGUGUUCACGUACAGAGACUUCACUGGAGGCACUUUAGGGUUAGCUUGGGUAGCUAGUGCUUCUGGUGCGUCUGGUGGCAUCUGUGAGAAAUACAAGACUUACACUGAAACCAUUGGAGGGAUGUAUCAGUCCACUAAGAGAUCCUUAAAUACGGGAAUUAUUACUUUUGUUAAUUAUAACAGUAGAGUACCUCCUAAAGUUUCUCAACUCACAUUGGCUCAUGAAAUAGGACAUAAUUUUGGAUCUCCACAUGACUAUCCCCCAUUGUGUAGACCAGGUGGUUUGAGUGGAAACUAUAUCAUGUUUGCUUCGGCAACAAGUGGAGAUAGACCAAAUAACAGUAAAUUUUCGUCCUGUAGUAUCAGCAACAUUUCCCAAGUUUUGGAUGCCAUAGAGGAUAAUAAGAAAAGGAAUUGUUUCACAGCGUCAGCUGGAGCAUUCUGCGGCAACAAAAUUGUUGAGGCUGGAGAAGAAUGUGAUUGUGGAUAUGAUGAGAAUGAAUGCCAAGACAAGUGCUGUUAUCCUAGGACUCUGAGUAUUGAAGAUAGAAGAAACUCCACUGCUAAGGGAUGCCAAAGAAGAGCUGGAACUCAAUGCAGUCCCAGCCAAGGUCCUUGUUGCAGUAGCGAAACCUGUAAAUUUGUGCCAUUUUACCAGAACGAAGUCUGUAAACCAAAAUCAGAUUGUUCCAUGCCAUCUAAGUGUAACGGAAGAUCAGCCGAAUGUCCAAAGCCUCAGCCAUUGCCAGACAAAACUAGAUGUAACAAUAAUACUCAAUUAUGUAUUAAAGGGGAGUGCUCUGGUUCCAUCUGUUUGGAGUGGAAUCUACAACCUUGCUCCCUCACUUCUCAGGAUCAUCCAGAUGUAGAUAAGAGGAAACUGUGCGAACUGGCCUGUCAAAAUGGCACAGACAUAUGUCGAAGUACCAGUGAAUUCUCAGAUAAAGUCGGAUUGCCCAAAGGUGGAAUCAGUUUGCGGCCUGGUUCGCCUUGCGACAAUUUCCAGGGUUAUUGUGAUGUGUUUCUAAAGUGUAGAGCCGUUGAUGCCGAUGGUCCCUUGGUAAGGUUAAUGAAUCUCCUUCUUAAUCGUGAUACUCUAGUGAGUGUUGCUCAAUGGGUAAGUGAGCAUUGGUGGCUCUGCUUACUGAUGAGCAUCGGCUUCAUUAUAUUCAUGGGAGUGUUCAUCAAAUGUUGCGCAGUGCAUACUCCCUCAUCAAAUCCAAAGAAACCGGCUGCUCGUAGAAUAGGCGAUACACUAAGGAGGCCCAUGAACACUCUUAGACGAAUGCGGCAUGGUCAUGGUGCUCAUGGACAAAGUAGAAGUAGGAGUCGGGGAGAAAGAUCAAGACCAUCAGCUAGUCAAGGUGGUCCACGACCUGGUUAUGGUGAAGGGAGGGGGCAUCAUUAUGCUCCCAAAGGUAAGGAGUAUUCUCGAUUAGCCACAGCACCUCCAGCCAACUACAGCAGACAAACCCAUCCUGAGCUGUAUCCCGAAGCAUACGAAAUGAGACACAAAGUCUGACAGGAGGAGUCUGGUGCGCCCAGAGUAUCUCCGCCCCCUGAGUAUCCCGGCACACCUGAGACGAAUCCAUCCCAGUUGGACAAUCGUCUUGUCCCACUAACAAAUAAUGAAACUGUUUUACCAAAAACUGUGAGUGAACAAAGUGAAUAUUAACUAAAGCUGGCCAAUGCUCUGUGAUCAACUCUAAUAAGUAAGCAUGCGUCAAGCAUAAACGGGUGCAUAUGUUAGUCACCUUUAUAAUUUUGAAACAAAUUUCUAAUUCAACUGGAACAUAAGUAAGAUUUAUAAAAGACUUUAGUUAGUUAGACUUCUUUUGUUGAGAAGGCUGAUUUAUACUUUUUAAUUAUGAUUAUGUUUUUAUUUAAAUACCAGAUAUCAGGCAAUAAUAAUUUUCACUUGAAAAGUAUAGUCACAGUUGUUCAAUUUGAAGUUCCUCUACUAAACAAAGAAAUAUAUAACAAAUUUUAGCUUAUUGUGCAAUUUUUAUUACCUAUUUAAGACUAUUAUCACUUGAAAAUCUUUACUUUUAGGUAGAAACUUUAACAUUGGUAUAGUCCUGUAGUUCGAAAAAUUUUAACUAAUUCCAACUGAUAAAGACAAGAGUUUAUAUAAAGUUAUUUAUUUCAUGUUUUUUUUAUAUAACUUGAAAUAUACAGUAUUAUCAUUGGUCGAUUUCCUUAAUAUUUGAAUGGUUCAUUUUGUCUCAUUUCAUAAAACAUCUAACUGCUGAAUUUUAUAGGUUAUCACUUUAUACCAUAGUUUUCUUUGAAUUUAUCUACAAUUUAUGCUUAGAUUAUGUUUGGAGCUUAUAUAUUAAGUUGUUGAUCUCUAUUUAUUAACAAUAUCCCUUUUUAUUAUCUUGGAUAAUGUGCUCAAUUUGAGACCUCAGAGAAUUCUUUUCCUUUUAAAAGUAUUGCCUUAUCAAGACUAUGUCCUCAGACUUAUGUAAUUGUCAAGUAUGUAUAUCUAGAUGAAGCGCUUUUGGUUUUUACGUUAGUCAGAUAUGUGAAAUAACCUUUUAUAAUUCCAGCUUUUUAAAUUUUCCUUUACAUAAAACAACACUAGGGCUCACUUUUGUUUGUCUUAUAAUUUUUAUUUCACUACUCUGAAUUGAAUUCAAUUCUGGCUAUACUCUUAUUGUUGAUUAUUGAAAAUCAAAACUAAUUUUAAUUGAGUCUAAUGCAUGGUUUUUGUCUGACAGAUCUGGUAGUUCAACAUGAUGUUUUUGAAUUUCUACUUUUCUCGAAUAAUUUUCCAAAUCAGGAAUUCCUGUGGUAUCACUUUUUGCAUUUAUAUUUGAAUCUUUGAAGGUUCAUUUCUUUGAAAAUGACUGAUAAAAUCGAUACUGGUGGCAUUUUUAUGAAACAACAAAUUAUAAAUGAUGAAAAUUCUGGAAAGCACUCAAAGGAACUAAUUCUAAAUUUUCCAGAGCCAAUGUUUUAUACAAUUCUUGAAUGGUAAAUAUUGAAAAUUUUGUUGUCUUUGCAUUCAGGUAGGAUUAUCGUUGUCACUGGUUAAUGUUGUGCUUAUAUUCUGUGGAGAAUAUAAUUGUAUUAGAACAUAAUGCUAGUCAUAAUGUAAAAACAGACCUUUUUUUAAUUUGCGAAAAUAAGUUUGACAAUUGGUCCUUAUUCUUGAAUAGAUUUUGAUCAUAAAAACCCAGUGAAUGUACCGCUAAUCUACUGUUUUCCAUUCAUAAUAAACUAUUGAAAACACUUCUAGUUCUAAUUAUACUAAUUUCUCUGUUUUUUUUGACAUAACCCUCUCCAGUUUAAAACAAGUGUGAGUUAUAUUGAAGUGCAUUUGGAACAUAUUUUUGGAAAACUUCUUGAAUUGAAAUUGUCACGGAUUUUAAUAAUUGCAAAAUGAAAAAAAAUCACAGCAUUCAUUAGUCUUUAGAAACUUUUUCUACUCGUCAUUAAAAUGUAAGUUUCCUUUUUUUUCUACCUUAUUUUUGCUACUGCUCCAAUAAUCUAUCCUUCCUCUAAAUAGUAUUACUGAGAAUUCAAUUUUUGAAUAUGUUUUAUGAAUGGAAAAUAUGUGCUUUUGAAUUGAACUCAGUGUAUCAAUUUGGAUAUUUGAAAUAUUUUUGUACAGGACUUUUUAACAGAAAAUUGUCUUGAAAUCAUUGUUGAACUGUAUAAAUUUGUGAUAAAGAUAAUUCAUUUCUCUGUUGGUAGUUGCCUCGUAGAGAAUAUAAAUAUCUUUUAUAUUUCACGCUUAACUUGUGUAUUUAAAGAUGUAUAAAGUUGAUAUUAUGUAUAUAAUGAUCAUGAUCGUUUUUGUACAAAAUGAAAGGACUAACAAGUGCUGUGUGAUUUUUGAAACAAUAAUAUUGAUACUGAAGAUUGUUUGCUUCCUAACAAUAAUUUGUUGAUUUGGAUUUGAUUCACUGAUAUGUGAAAUUGUAAUUUGUAUUACAGAAUAGAACAAUUUGUUUACUUAUUAGAAAGAAAUUUAACUGAAGAAGUUAUCUGAAGAAAACUUGAGAUAUGUAUUUUGAAUAUGAAAAUAGAUCUAACAGUUUUAGUUUAUAGAAGAAUAUUUUUUUUUAUUCUUCUGUUACUCUUUUUCAUUAUAUAUUGAAAUUUUUUAUGUUCCUCACUGUAGAAUAAUACUCAAGUUCUGAUGUUCGUAGAUCUGUUUCAAUUAAAAUGAUUAACUUUUGGAACUUCAAAAAAAUGCUCUAAUCUUUCUCACUAAACAGAGAUGAAAAAAAUUGCUUCUGUUAAAUUAAUUAAUGUCAAUUGAUCUCAAUAAUGAUGUGACUUGUGUUUAAAAUCAUAAAUUCAGAUAUUUGAAGAGACUGUUCAUUAUUCUAAAACAGCAUUUUUUUAUCAUAAAAAAAGAAACGUUUCACACAGCUUCUUGAUAGAAUAAUACUCACUUUACUCAAAUAAUGUAAAGGAACAUCUUCUGAAUGUUUGAACAUCAAUAAUUGGCAUUCAAAUGUAUUUAUUAAUCCAAUAUCAUUGACCAAAAAGUGCAUGUAAUUACAGAAAUAUGUACAAGAACCUAUUUUAAAGUCAUGUUCAUAGUAUUUUCUAAUACUGUAAAUUAUUAUUGUAGGUACCUAUUCAUGUAUGUUGAAUAUAAUAAAAACCUUUUUUCAUA
Harmonia axyridis is the source of this 6239-nucleotide messenger RNA. RefSeq names its product disintegrin and metalloproteinase domain-containing protein 10 (gene kuz). Gene Ontology annotation, biological process: Notch signaling pathway; membrane protein ectodomain proteolysis. Gene Ontology annotation, molecular function: metalloendopeptidase activity. NCBI's taxonomy places the organism in Eukaryota, Metazoa, Arthropoda, Insecta, Coleoptera, Coccinellidae. The coding region runs from base 441 to 3125 and encodes 894 amino acids. Gene Ontology annotation, cellular component: plasma membrane. The record is from RefSeq and is a predicted model, not a curated record. The transcript is spliced from 11 exons.